Molecule: messenger RNA, 1531 nt
Organism: Onthophagus taurus
Lineage: Eukaryota; Metazoa; Arthropoda; Insecta; Coleoptera; Scarabaeidae
Source: RefSeq, a predicted model, not a curated record
AACCUAUGUAAAAAUCUUUCAUUAUCUUGAUUAAUUUCAAGAAAAUUAACCAAUUUUUUUAGUACCUUCAUAAUGAGCACUCCAGAAAGCACCCCCGGACGAUACGCAAUCGAAGCAAUGUCGGAAAUCAAUAAAUCCUUAGAGUUUAAAAAACCCAUUGGAAUCCCAAAACGGAGACAAAAACAAAAAAUUCUCGACGAAGACACUUACGUUGAGGAAUUAGGUAAAAUCAUUCAACGCGAUUUUUUCCCCGAUUUAGAAAAGUUAAAGGCACAAAAUGAGUAUUUAGAGGCAACAGCUAAUAACGAUGUGGUUAAAUUACGCGAAUUAUACGCUAAAUACAGCGGGAAUAAACAAAUUGAGCGUUUACCAAGCCCCGCGACGUUCGAAACGCCCCCAAAUCUACAUAAUUCCCAAAACAAACCCAAACAUAACCUCAAAAACGUAUCCGAAACCUCUAAAUCCUUAUCAGAAGACCCAAAAUUAAGUUUGGAUCAAUUUUUAAAUACGCAUACUUCGCAAGAUAACGAAAGUUUCGAAGAAUUAAUGAUUGAAAGUGAUCGGAAACAUAAAUUAAAAUAUUCUUACCUUUACAACGAAGAAGAGAAAAGUGAGAUUGAUAUGAAAAACCAAUUGGCGUUGCCGUCGAUUGAAGAGCAAGCUGCGUUACCUGAAAAAAAGUUAAAUGUGGAUACUUGGAGUUAUAAAAAUAAAAAUUCGAUUAUGUACGUCCCUGAUGGUGUUGAUUUAACGAAAGAGGAAGAGUUAAAAGUAUUAAAGAACCGUCAAGAAAUUAAUUAUAAUAAUACUCGGUUAAAAUCGAAUCCAUUUAAUGAUUCUCAAAGUAAAGAAGUGAUUUGUGAAUUGGCAAAAACGCAGGCGAAAGUUUUGGAUGGAAAAAUUGGGGUUGAUGGGAAAGAAUUGAUUACUAAUUCCCCAAAAUUAGGGGGAUAUUCCUUUUUGCGAUCGCCAUCACCUUGUCCUGGAGUAGCUGAGAGUCCUUUAAUGACUUGGGGGGAAAUCGAAGGGACUCCAUUUCGACUCGAUGGAGGUGAUACACCUCUCCCAAGAACUCAAGGACCAUCUUUUAAGAUUUCUGAACCACCCCGAAGGGAACAAAUCGCUUUGGCGCUUGCUGAAAAGGUUGGGGUGAGACAUCGCAAUGAAAAGAAGAAGGCAAUUGAUGUGGCUCGAAGACAAUUAUCUUCCCCAUCUCCGAGGAUUUCCACAUCUGAACGAUUAGCUACCAUGUCUCCGGCUGCCCAAAAAUUAGCAUCAUCACGGUUAAAAUUAAAUUAUUCUCCUAUGACACCAAGGGGGAAAACUUUGAAGACUCCGAGGACUCCUGGAAGAGUCUUAACUCCUAAAUUAUCAUUAGGGAUUAAAAAACCUGAUGAUUUAACGGAUGAUUUGUUGAAAAUUGAGCUUCCCAAGAGGCAAAGGGCGGCGGAUUUUUUUUAAUUUGUAAAUAAAUUAAGUUGGAAGUAAAAUUAAUGAGAUUUAAGGAUAAGAAAUAAAAUAAAUAAAAUAU